Chelmon rostratus (copperband butterflyfish) is the source of this 3496-nucleotide messenger RNA. It is a transcript of the gene spire2, whose product is annotated as spire-type actin nucleation factor 2. The transcript has 15 exons. Lineage: Eukaryota; Metazoa; Chordata; Actinopteri; Chaetodontiformes; Chaetodontidae. Gene Ontology annotation, biological process: actin filament network formation; intracellular transport; Golgi vesicle transport. Gene Ontology annotation, cellular component: cell cortex; cytoplasmic vesicle membrane. Gene Ontology annotation, molecular function: actin binding. Bases 62 to 2500 code for a protein of 812 amino acids. The record is from RefSeq and is a predicted model, not a curated record.
GGACAGCAUAAAUGGCCUCGGUGCCUGGCGAGUGAAGGAUGGGCUCCACGGUAUCACAGCCAUGGCCAGAUCCACCAACAGAACCGCCGAGGACGGGGACCCGCGAGUAACCGCCCACACGGACCGCGUCGAGGCGCGGGACCUGGCCGAGCCCCGGGAACUGUCUUUGGAGGAGGUGCUGAAGUCUUACGAGCAGCCCAUCAACGAGGAGCAGGCAUGGGCGGUGUGCUACCAGUGCUGCAGCGGUCUGAGGGUGCCCCGCCCGCCGGCUGGGAGAGUCAGCCGUGUGAAGGAUCCGUCCUCCAUCCUCCUGCACAGGGACGGAACCGUGUCAUUGCAGCAGGAGCCCCAACACAACGAUGCCACUGAUGAGCCUCCUCUUCCACCUGCCACAGAGCGUCAGCUGGUCCAGUCGCUGGGUGUGGCCAUCUACCGCGCUCUGGACUGGGGGCUGGACGACAGCGAGGAGCGGGAGCUUACCCCGCAGCUGGAGCACCUCAUCGAACUCAUGGUAGGGGGGGACCAGGGCGGAGAGGGCGACAGCACCGCCGGGAACGGUACAACAGAUGAGGGGUACAGUGGCCAGGAAGAGGAGGAGGAAGAGGAGGAGCAGGAGGGAGUGAUAAAGCCGGUGUGCACAUUCCGCCAGGUGAUGUCGCUGUGUGCGUCUCGGCUGGCCAACCCAUGCCUGGCUCCAGAGCACUACCAGGCUGUCUGCAGGGCUCUGUUUGUAGAGACUCUGGAGCUGCAGACCUUCCUCAUCAAGAUCAGAGAUGCGAAGGAGAUGCUGAAGAAGAUCACAACAGAGGAAGCUUCGGAAGACCGGUCUACAGCUGAGCUGGACGCCCUGAAACACCGAGACUGGGCACGUCUGUGGGUGCAGCUGAUGAAGGAGCUCAGGCAGGGAGUGAAGCUGAAGAAGGUGCAGGAGCAGCCGUUCAACCCGCUGCCCACCGAGUUCAGCCUCACGCCUUUUGAGAUGCUGAUGCAGGACAUACGAGCUCGCAAGUUCCAGCUACGCAAAGUCAUGGUGGGUGGUGACAUUCCUACCAGAGUGAAGAGGAAUGCCCAUGAACUGAUACUGGAUUUCAUCAGAUCAAGACCUCCACUUAAACCAGUUUCAGAGCGCAGCCUCCCCCCUCCUCCCCCACAGCAGCAGUCUCUUCAUGACCUGGUCCUGGCUGAGAUCAAGCAGGAAAGAAAGCUCAAACCUGUGUCCCCGCCCAGCUCCAGACCAUUUGGCUCCCUGCCCUGCCUGGCUCAGACCUGUCCUUGUAAUGUCAAAUCUACUUCGUGCAUCGACUUGUCCGUGUCAGAGCCUGGGCCCCGACCGUCAUCCCGCCCUCGCAUCCUGCUCAAGGCUCCGACUCUGGCCGAGAUGGAGGAGAUGAACAUAUUUGAGGAGGAGGAGUCCCCAGACGGUGGGGAGCUGAGGAGGGAAGAGAGCUCCCCCACACCUCUGAAAAGAGAUCGCUCCUUCUCAGAGCACGACCUGGCCUUGCUCCGUGGUGAAAUGCUUCCUUCGCUCUCUGAGUCGGCCCAGCUGGACGGGACGGUCAGGCUGAGGGGUGAGAGACCGCGAUCCAGGACACUGACCGGCGCCAGGCCGCCUCCUAAUUACAGAGCUUCCUUCCCAGUUCACGGCUGGGUGCUGCCCUCUCCAGCCCGCCUGUCUCUGAGUUCAGUGGACGAGACCACAGAGGGAUCAGAAACGACGUCAGGCUCCAGGGCCGGAGACGAGCACCAGUGGAUGGAGGAGUUCAGCCACCCUGUGGAGAGUCUCGCCUUAACGGUGGAUGAGGUCAUCAAUGUGCGCCGAGUGCUGGUCAAAGCAGAGAUGGAGAAGUUUCUUCAGAGCAAAGAGCUCUACAAUAACCUGAAGAAAGGAAAGGUUUGCUGCUGCUGCAGAGUGAAAUUCCCUCUCUUCUCAUGGCCGUCUACCUGCCUACUGUGUAAAAGAUCUGUCUGCAACUCCUGCAGCGCAAAGAUGAAGAUCCCCUCAAAGAAGAUGGCCCAUAUUCCUGUGUACACUGUCGGCUUCCACAGCACUCCAAAGAGCCACGGACACAAAAGCCAAAUCUAUAAGUCGCUGCGCAGCUUAUCCCGCCGCUCAGUGGAGGAGGAGUUCCCCCACCUGUAUGCUCACGGCUGCACGCUGCGCGACGUCUGCGCCGAAUGCACCAAAUUCAUCGCCGAUGUCAUUUCCUCCAGCCGCCGGAGCCUGGACAUCCUCAACAACACUCCCAAGAGGGAGGCCAACGCUGCUGCUGCUGCUGCUGCUGCUGCUGCUGCUGCUCGGAGACCACAGCUGCAACGUCAAUCCCACCUCGAGACUUGUCCUCAGCCAGACCCUCAGUGUCACCCUCCACCUCGCCCACAGUCUCAGUGUCACCCCCAGCUCCCUCCGCAGUCCCAUCAGCAACAGCAGCGGCUUCAUGGGUCACUGCCGUGUCCUUCACCGCAGCUCCACAACAAGACCAUCAACAAUGUGAACCAAUGAGAAGACUGACUGACACUUCCUCUUUCUGCCCACACACACACUCCUUUAUGAGUUGUUCUCCUGCACGGCACUGUGCGCACACACACCUGCACAGAAUAAGUAGGGUUCUUUAAGGGUUGUAGUGUUUACAUGCACAUCAGUAGUAAGUGAAAGAGCCAUGUGAUUGGUUUGACUGAAUAUAAAUAAUAAAUGAGAAUACAUAAUCCAGUGAGGAUCCUUAUUUCAGUAUUGCUGGGUUGGAGUAUUACAUGCGUUAUUUAACGGCUAUGCUAUCAUAUAAACAUUUUCUGGAGCUGUGUCGAGCCCUUUUUAGUGAGAAUCUAGCGACUCUAAACCACCACCACCUCAAACGCCAUGCAGUUCCCAACUCCAUUAUCUUCCAUAUCUCACCAUCUCACCCAGCAGAUGUGCUGACACACACACACACACACACAAAUACACACAAGCACAGAACCCCCCCUAGUCACUUUAAAAGGCUUCAAUGAGACGCUGCCCUGUCUGUGUCUGCCUUAUCUACAGCGCCAUGACUUCACUCCCUGGUGCUCACAGCUGCUGGGAGGCAAGCAUAUGGAAGGAGAGGAAAGUACUGGUGGUCGGGGGAGUGUACGGUGUGAGAGAGAGAAGGUGGAGGUGGGGUUGGAUGGUGGUUGUCCGAGGAGGAUAAAAGCUAUGCAGCAUAGAGUCAACAUGUAACCCCAGCAUUUUAGCUCUUUGUGGUUGCCUUGUUUUUGUCAUGAAUGUAACUUAGAGACACAGAAACAGAAUUGUAAAAUUAUAAGCUCGUACACAGCGUAGUGUCAUUUAUUUUUAAUCAUCCAAAAAGGGAUUUGUAACAAGUGGCUGCUGCAUAACGAGGCCUCUUUUGCAUUUACAGCUUGUGAAGUCCCAGAUUCAGCUGGAGAAGGAUAGAUAGCGGCGACACUGUGAAUGUAACGGGUGAAGCUGCAGACUGCACCUUCAACUGACGCAGCAUGAUGAUGCUGAUGUGAAGCGAGC